Helianthus annuus (common sunflower) is the source of this 2782-nucleotide messenger RNA. RefSeq lists its product as uncharacterized. The record is from RefSeq and is a predicted model, not a curated record. The coding region runs from base 41 to 2782 and encodes 913 amino acids. Gene Ontology annotation, molecular function: serine-type carboxypeptidase activity. NCBI's taxonomy places the organism in Eukaryota, Viridiplantae, Streptophyta, Magnoliopsida, Asterales, Asteraceae. The transcript has 16 exons. Gene Ontology annotation, biological process: proteolysis. Gene Ontology annotation, cellular component: vacuole.
GCAAGUGCUUUCAGUCAAGUCUAAACAAUUCAACGUCACUAUGAAGGUCACUUUAGUGUUUUCAAUUCACCUUGGUCUUUUGAUCUUGGUUCAGUGUGCUAGAAAUCAAUUUGAAACCUUUUCAAAUUUUCUAGAAAUUCAACGCCAUAAACAGACAUAUGACGCUCCAGAUUUGAUGAUUGAUGAAUUCGUUGUUCACGUAGACUCACAAGACGGGUUGAAAGCGGCUGACAAGAUUGCAAGCUUACCGGGACAACCAAAAUCCGACUUUAAUCAAUAUUCAGGCUAUGUAACAGUUGAUCCAAAUCCUAGUACUGGUAGAGCUCUGUUCUACUAUUUUGUAGAGUCACCAAACAAAUCUUCUACAAAACCGCUUGUGUUAUGGCUUAGCGGAGGACCCGGAUGUUCUUCGAUUGGAGCUGGAGCAAUGAUGGAACUUGGCCCGUUUCGAGUCAAUAAGGAUCGUAAAACUCUAUCGAUAAACAAAUAUUCUUGGAAUCAAGUGGCUAAUAUACUAUUCUUGGAAUCUCCGGCCGGCGUCGGAUUUUCAUACUCCAAAAAACCCUCCGACUACAAAACCUUCGGAGAUACACAAACGGCAAAAGAUUCAUACACAUUUUUAAUCAACUGGUUCAAGAGGUUCCCGGAGUACAAAACCAGAGAUUUUUUCAUCGCCGGAGAAAGUUACGCCGGCCAUUACAUACCUCAACUUGCUGAGUUAAUCCUUACAAGCAACCGGAACAAUAAGAAUACCACUAUCAACCUAAAAGGAAUCUUGAUUGGAAAUGCGUAUAUUGAUGAAGAAACUCAAGAAACAGGAACCCAUGAUUUUUGGUGGUAUCAUUCGAUGAUUUCCGAUGAAAUCCACGAUGGAAUCGUUAAGAAUUGCAACUUUUCAUGGAAAUCGGUUAAAUCGGCGAAGUGUAACGAGUAUAUUGACAAAGAGCAUCAACUUGUCGAGAAACUCUUUGCAUACGAAAUCUAUGCUCCGUUGUGUUUGAAUGGGACAUCUGCCAAGACAACAGGGUUUGAUCCGUGCAGCGAAGAGUAUAUCAAAAGUUACCUGAACAUCCCUGCAGUCCAAAAAUCGCUUCACGCAAAUCUCACCCGUCCUUCGGGACCCUGGAAAGGUUGCAAUGACGAGUUAGUAGGAUGCUGGAAAGAUAAACCGUUUUCUGUUUUACCAAGCAUCAAAAGAGUCAUGGGGAGCGGCAUUCGCUUUUGGCUAUUAUGUGGGGACAUUGAUGCUAGCGUGCCGGUGACAGCAACCAAAUAUGCAAUAAAGAAACUUAACCCAGCGAUCAAGACACCAUGGUACACAUGGUACUUAAAUCACGAGGUCAUGAACUAUAUUACAAUUACAAAUUUAAAUAUAUUUUAUCGUGUUAAAAUCCUUAAAUGUACAAACAUUUUUUGUUUUUGUCUAUGCUUAGGUCGGUGGAUUUGCGGUUCGAGACUGUUAGAUCGAAUGAAAAGUAAAUGUAAAAAUGUGAAACCAUCCACACUCGUUGCGCACUCACAUGAUGGAUUGAAGGCGGCUGACAAGAUUUCAAGGUUACCUGGACAACCAAGUGAAUCCAAGUUUAAUCAAUAUUCAGGUUAUGUAACAGUUGAUCCACAUCAUGGUAGAGCCUUGUUUUACUAUUUUAUCGAGUCAGAAAACAAUUCUUCUACAAAACCUCUUGUAUUAUGGCUUAACGGAGGACCCGGAUGUUCUUCGCUUGGAAGCGGAGCAAUGAUGGAACUUGGUCCUUUUCGAGUCAAUAAAGAUGGUAAAACUCUAUCAAUAAACAAAUAUUCUUGGAAUCAAGUGGCUAAUAUCCUAUUUUUGGAAUCUCCUGCCGGCGUCGGAUUUUCAUAUUCCAACAAAUCCUCUGACUACAAAACAUCCGGAGACACACAAACUGCAAAAGAUUCAUACACAUUUCUAGUCAACUGGUUCGAGAGGUUCCCGGAAUACAAAACUAGAGAUUUUUACAUCACGGGAGAAAGCUACGCCGGACAUUACAUACCUCAACUUGCCCAGUUAAUCCUUAACAGCAAUCAUGUUGCAAUCAACCUGAAAGGGAUCGCGAUUGGAAAUGCGUAUAUUGACGAUGAAACUCAACAAACGGGAAGCCGUGAUUUUUGGUGGUUCCGUUCGAUUGUUUCCGAUGAAAUCCAUGAUGGAAUUGUUAAGCAUUGCAACUUUUCAUGGAAAUCGGUUUUAUCCGAUAAGUGUAAAACUUAUUUGAAUGAAGAGUAUCAAAUGAUCAGGGACAUCUAUGCUUACGAUAUCUAUGCCCCCUUAUGUUUAAAUGGAACAUCUGUUGAGGUACAGACAACAGGGUUCGAUCCAUGCAGCGAAGACUAUGUCCAAAGUUACAUGAACAUCCCUGAAGUCCAAAAAGCGCUUCAUGCGAAUCUCACUGGUCUUCCGGGACCCUGGAGUGAUUGCAAUUAUGACAUAUUCAAUAACUGGACUGAUCAACCGUUUAGUAUGUUACCAACUAUCCAACAACUCAUGGGAACCGGCAUUCGCUUUUGGAUGUACAGCGGGGAUACUGAUAGCAGUGUACCGGUGACAACAACCAAAUACGCAAUUAAGAAACUUAAUACAACGAUCAAGACACCAUGGUACCCAUGGUACUUGAAUGACGAGGUCGGUGGAUUUGCAGUUGUAUAUGAAAAUUUAACGUUUGUAACCGUUAGAGGAGCUGGGCACUUUAUACCAAACUUUAAACCUGAUCGUGCUCUCGCACUUUUCUCAUCUUUUCUGGAUGGAAAGCCUCCGGCUUCAUAG